Brienomyrus brachyistius is the source of this 4490-nucleotide messenger RNA. RefSeq names its product MSL complex subunit 1a (gene msl1a). Lineage: Eukaryota; Metazoa; Chordata; Actinopteri; Osteoglossiformes; Mormyridae. The record is from RefSeq and is a predicted model, not a curated record. The transcript is spliced from 9 exons. Bases 862 to 2457 code for a protein of 531 amino acids. Gene Ontology annotation, cellular component: MSL complex.
UGGAGUGGGCCAGUGAAAUGGGGGGACAAUGGUAAAAAGAGUCUUUGGGAAGGAAGUAAUAAUAAUAAUAAAACAAUACGAGAUCUGGCGCGAAGUGUGUAAUUUACUGGUGUUCCAUCUGCAUUAGAAAACUGGUAUUUGAGGUUUACGAUUCGCCCUUAACUGCAUAGUGCGAGAGUGUUAUUGUUUUUUUUUUCUUCGCAGCAAUCUAAAAUGGAGGAGCUCUGCUGUGGCAAUGGACAGUUCUUGCGCUUAUUCGUUUUAGAGAUAUACGUACGUUUAAUUUUACUUAUUGGACCGAAAGGACAUUAAAAGACGUAAAUAUAAAUAACUGACCAGGCAAAUGCUUUAUUUAAUAGAGUUUAACGUGCCGGUCUGAUGUAGUGUUUUUGUAACUAGUCGCGGGUUAAAACGAAGCGCGGUGGAUGGUUCGCUCACUUGCGUCGUCGGCGCUUUUUAAGACGUUAGAUCGCCGACAUAAUGGGGGUGAGCGAUGUCUGUUGACCGUAGUCUGAUCGAGGUAUGAUUCUAGAAAAUGGAGGCGAUUUUCUGCGGAGAAACGAGAAGGGGGAAGCGACUUUAACCGAGGGGGGGGGGGAGAAAAAAACCACAGCGCAUAUCGGGUUGGCCCAGUGACUAAACAACAAGGAUGAAGAGUGACAGUUGACCUCCCGUCGCACCCGCCCAUCCCAAAUAAACAAAUGUUUUUGUGGGAGAUCUCAAAGCAUUCGGACUCCACUGGCCGUCUACCUUACAGCUAGCUAAUAAGCAUUUUGCAUCUAACGAGCGAUCACAGCCAGGUGUGGGGGGGCGGCUAGGCCGCUUGCUCGGGAGUCGGGGGGGGGCUGGUGUUUGCUCGCCAUGAAUAUGAGAUCCACUGUGUUUGCCACUGCGGGAUACAAGCUGGACACGGAGAUAAACGACAAAUCCCAGACGGGACCCGGCAACUCGGUCAGCAUAAAGAGAGAGUGCGGCUUCGGGGACGAGCUCCACGACGUGCUGGGGGAUAUCAGGAACAGCGGCGAGCAGAAACCGCACGGCAAGUCCAGGAAACUCGGCCUCGGUCACGCCGGCAGAGCUGGUCGGACCCUAGCGGUAGGGGGACAGAACAAGCCUGGUGCCGCAGAGGGACAAGAGGAGAACUGGGUAAACGCAGGGACCCUGACAGUCCCGGCUAAACAGAUGGGGGGCGAGGGCACCCCGGUGAAGAGUAAAACGCUGUUCGGACAUAACAACAGUAUGGACAAAAUAGAAGUGACUGCGGCAAACGCUAACAAUAGCUCUAGGGAUGCUGGCACGGAGGGUGGCGACAGAGUUGCCGCCGCAGGACCUUUUAACAUCUCUCCGCUGGAGCUCGGUUCGGAGGGAAAGUGGAGAAGCGUGAGGAAGAGCAGCAGCCACUCCCCCGCACAGGCCACCUGCCUCCGGCAGAUUCUGCUGCUGCAGCUGGACCUGAUUGAGCAGCAGCAGCAGCAGCUGCAGUCCAAGGACAAGGAAAUAGAUGAGCUGAAAGCGGACAAGGAGACGCUGCUGGCACGGAUUGAGCGCAUGGAGCGCCGCUUGCAGCUGGUGAAAAAGGAUUCACGUGACAAGCGCCUCUUCCAGCCUCUCGAACCCUGGACACCCGACAAGGAUGAUGACUUAGAGGGUAUAGUUGGUGACAGUGCACCAGUAUAUACCCCGAAGACCCCGUCAUUUGGCCGAGGUGGCAAAGGCCAUAAAAGGUAUCGACAGAAAUGGAAGUACUGUUUUCUGGAAUCCAAGGCACAGAAGUCUCGGGGAAAAUCAAAAUUUUCACCCCAAAAGUUAGAGACUGAAGGCUUCCAAAGGGAGUUGCGCAGCAAAGAGACCCCAGAGAAGGUUGGGGUGGGACAACCUCCAAGUCCACCUCAGUCCAAAGAGUUACCACAAAGCUCUGCUCAGAUGGAGGAACUUCCCUACAUGUCCACUACAGAGAUGUACCUGUGUCGCUGGCAUCAGCCACCCCCCUCUCCUUUACGUGAACCCUCCCCCAAGAAGGAGGAAGUUGUGGCUAUCCCGUCUUGGAGAGAAAAUGCCAUGAUACCCCUGGAAAAAGAAGCAGUCUCUGACAUCCCAGAGAAUUUGGACGAUGGUGUUUUUUUGAAACGACAUGCGAAGCUGGAACUGGAUGAAAAAAGAAGGAAAAGAUGGGAUAUCCAGCGCAUUCGUGAGCAGCGCAUGUUCCAGCGGCUGCAGCAGCGCAUGAACAAGAAGAAGGGCAUCCAGGAGAGUGAACCAGAGGUGUCGUCCUUCUACCCCGAUGCCGAAGAUGUGGAGUCACUACUGAUCACACCUUUCCUGCCUGUGGUGGCGUUUGGACGACCGCUGCCCAAACUGACUCAACAGAACUUUGAACUUCCCUGGCUUGAUGAACGUAGUCGCUGUCGCAUCGAAAUGCAGAAGAAACAGACUCCUCACAGAACUUGUCGGAAGUGAGGGACCUUCAAGCCAAGCAAGAUUGAAAUGGCGGCUAAAAAUCUCACAGAACGAGAUUCUUCUAAGAAUGAACUGGAGUGUGCACAAAAGUACCCGCUGUCGUAGCAUGUAACAUGUCCUCUUUGGCAUGUCCGUCCUUCAGAACAGAUUUCCUCAAAUAUCGUGAGAAUGGAGACUCUCAAAGGCAGGGUCCCAGGGAGGCGUUCCUGGCCUUCUGGUAGUUCUGGUUGAAAAUGAUACAGCAGCUACAUUAAAUAUGGCACACAUGUAACAAUGGAUUUGUGUUUGUUAAAAAAUAAACUUACAAUAUUUGGUUUGUUACUCAAUAUCCCAGCAUUGUUUAUCUUUUUGUAAUAUGGUCUCUAAAAAGCUUAAGCCUCUUAACACCGAAUUAAGCCUCCCGAAGUCGAUCACCCUGCCUGAUUAUACAGUUAAACUUUAAACGGUGAGGGUGGCGUGAACUUAAGAUGCCUGAAAUUCCCCGUCCAUUUUCGAUUCAUUGAUGUACAUGUUCACAUCAAUGUAGCACUAGUCAUAAGUCCAUGCAAUACGAAUGUACAUGGAAAUGCUUUGCAAAAAAGGAUACCAAAAGUUCCACUAGUGUAGCAGUUGUGAAGGUUUUGCCUUACACCUGAAAUGGGCUGUGAUGUACGGCAGUGUUUGGCAGUCAUGCAUAAGCAUAUUGUACGUAACAUCAGUGAUAUUUGGUAUUUUGGGAAUAUAACGCGUAGUGUUUUUGUUUUACAUUUAUUAUGAGUGUAGUAAAUUUUAAAGGCAAGAUUAUAGCCCUAGGUUAUAAUGACCUUGCAUCAAUAAGCUAUCAGCCUUAGUUGCUGUGAUGUUCUUACUAACAUUGCAAAAGUUUGAUACUGAUUGUGCUCCACAGGGGUCUUUAACAUGGCGGUGAAUGUCAGUGCGGAGCACCAUCCACUAAUGUACAUGAGCGCGAUAUUUCCAUUUCUAAAAUGUAAAUGUAUACAACAGUAGCUGAUGUUGGCGAAAAUCCACAAAGGAUGAUGCUGUAAUAUACAGAUAUUCGCCACACAAGGGCCGCGUUUCCCCCCUUCAUUUGGGCCUUUUUGUUAAGAUUAAAUAUGCUAAAUCUACAGAAUUGGCUGGCAAAGAUGGGCUGGCAAAUGUAUUUUUGUUGUGGAAAACCAGCAGAGGAAAACGUACAUGAACCUGUCAGAUUUGCUUUGAUGAUGACGUGAAAUGUGUCAAGUUAACACAGUUAUGAUGCCGGUUACUCUGUAAUGUAUUAGCUGAGGUAUCCUUCUCUGUGAAGUUGCUUAGAAAAAUAUGCCCCUCCCGAUGGUCGGCAGCAAUGUUGAUAGCAAACAUUAGUGUGUUCAUUUCAUCAGUUCAUAUUGUCUGCUGGUAGUCCUGAGAAACUGAUUCAUAUCAAGGUUUAUCAUUUCUCACCUUUAGAAACCGUUUUUGUGGCUCAUUACUGACUUUCAUUUUUCAUUUCAUAAGCCUGUGUACUUCUUGUGUGUAACUUCUUUUGGGUGUGCCCCAAAACGAAACGGCUUUUCAUCUUAAAGACUCUUCUAAAAUCAAAAAUAUUGUAAGCUGAACACCUCUGCUAUAUUAAAUUUCCCGCCUACAGUCUUGUAAAUGGACGGUAUUUUGUGACAAAGCAGUACCAGUGAUGUUUGGGCCAUUUAAUAAGCACUGUUGAACUCUUCUUUUGUUCUCACUUAGCAAUGCUUUCUGAUAUGUGCCUGGGUCACGUUGACACUAUGUUUGUUAAAUGCGUUGUGUUGUCAUACUGCUUGACCAUUGGAAACUGAUGGAUUGACCCCUGCAGUUCUACAGAAAUCAAGUUAAAUGUUUGAAGCGCAAAGUCAGUUCCUAUGUACAUAACCUCCUGAAACAAAAUGCUGUAUAUCUGGAAAACAUGCCUGUUAUUUUUAUAUUAUUUAAAGUUUGAGUGUUAAGUAUGUUCAGUAUUGAUAUUCUUUAAAAAAGAGCUUGUAUGUUGAUAAAUUGACAAGUUUGUUUUGCAAUAAAAUACAAAAAUUGAGAAUGUA